Emiliania huxleyi CCMP1516 is the source of this 1347-nucleotide messenger RNA. RefSeq lists its product as hypothetical. The record is from RefSeq and is a predicted model, not a curated record. Gene Ontology annotation, molecular function: monoatomic cation transmembrane transporter activity. The transcript is spliced from 8 exons. Gene Ontology annotation, biological process: zinc ion transport. NCBI's taxonomy places the organism in Eukaryota, Haptophyta, Isochrysidales, Noelaerhabdaceae. Bases 1 to 1347 code for a protein of 448 amino acids.
AUGCCAGGGCCGGACGUGCAGCUUCGAGGGCCGAGGGUGGGGCCUUUGCGCUCUCCUCCACGUUGGGAGGGGUCCGGCGCGUCUGCGACGGGGCGGUGGGAGUCGGGCUGGGCGCAGACGUACGUGAGCUCGAUGCAGCGGUGGGAGAAGGGCAAGGAGCGGCGCAUGGAGGAGUUUGGGCACUCGAAGCAGUGGAAGACGCUCUCGUCGCACGAGGCGCAGCGAGCCCGUACGGCAGUCCCAGUGGUGAGCAGAGCUCUCUUCUCGCAGGCGUACGAGCAGUACAACCUGCGCAAGCGAGACCUCGCUGGGCUGCCUUUCGUCGCAAAGUACAACGUGUACGGCGCGCCGCGCCACACGCGCUUCUACGUCGUCUUUGACGUCCUCCUCGCCGUCGGGCUGCAGCAGUCGCUCCGCGUCGCAGACGAGCAGCGGCCGUACGGGUAUGGCUUCGAGGUCUACGUCUGGGCAAUGAUCUCCGGCGUCGACAUCGCGUCGCCUGCGCUGCAGCUGGAGCUUCCUCCCAGCCUGCUCCGGACCACCGUGUACCACGGCGUCUCGUGCUUGCUCGCGCCGCACGAGAUCGACUCUCUGCCGACGGCGCUCGGCGUCGAGGCGCGCAAGGCGGAGAUGACGCCGCUGCAGUACCUCAGCAGAGGCGCCCGCUCGUACCCCGCUCUGGCGGCUCGAGGCGUCGUCACGGCCGCAGCCGUGAGCAGGCGUCGGCCUCACGCACGCAACCCGGUCUACGACGCCGCCGGCUCGAUCGCCGUCGGGGGAUUGAUGGGCGCCGUCGCCAUCUUCAUCAUCAACCGGAGCCAGACCUCCUCGGCAGGGCGGCGGCUCGUGCGCCUUCCCCCGACCCUCCCCCGACCCUUCCUGCACAGGAACCGCACCUUCCUUGGCCAGUCGGCGGACGAGAUGGUCCUGACGGUGCAGGACGUCAAGUCGGUGCUGGUGGGGCCGCAGAGCGCGCGCUUCAAGGCCGAGAUCCACUUCAACCCGCAGCUGCUCUCGGACAAGUACCUCGCCGCGCACAACAACCUGCGCGAGGUGCACAAGACGUGCCGCGCGGUCGAGACGGAGGAGGACGCGAAGCGACUCUUCGAGCGGUCCGCCGUCUUCCUCCUCGCGACUCUCUCCAUCGAGGCGGCAGCGCCGGCCGCCCUCACGCGACGUGCCCACAAGCAGCAGCCGCGGGACCUUCCUUCGGCCUCGCCCCACACACCGCAGACACGGGCACGCAGAGUGAUUUCGCCGCUCUCCUCGCCGCAGGUAGACCGGCUGGAGCACAUCGUGCGCACGGCGUACCCAGAGUUCAAAUACAUAGACUUGGAGGUGUUGUGA